AUGGAAGAGGUGUCAGCAGUCCUGGCCAAAAUCCAGCCAAAAUGCUUCUGUCCCGUCUGCCUGGACUACCUCAAGGACCCUGUCACCAUCGACUGCGGCCACAACUUCUGCGACUCCUGCAUCCGCAUGUCAUGGAAGGACCUGCAGGACACAUUCCCUUGUCCCGUGUGCCAACUGGUCCGCCAGGAGAUGCGUGUCAGUGCCAACGCCCAGCUGGGCAGGCUGGUGGGCCUGGCCAAACGCCUGUAUAGCUCCAGGAGCAGCAAGAUGGCAUGGGGAGAGGAGCACAGGCAUGAAGACCACAGGCAGGGGAUGAGCCUCUUCUGCGAGGAUGAUCAGGAGCUGCUAUGUCCCCUGUUUGCCCGGUGUCUUGAUCUUCAGAGUUCUGUGGAAGAGGCCGCAUCCUAUCACAGACAGAGGCUCAACAGGUACAUCAAGUCCCUGAAGAAGCGGUUGGCAAAGGUGCAGAAGCUAAAAGUCACCCAUGAGAGAAAGAUCCUUCAACUGACCGAGGAGGCCAGAAUGCUUAAGAGUCAGCUGGCCUCAGAAUUUGAGCUGCUCACCCAGUUUGUGGAGCAUGAGCAAGAGGCAGCUCUCCGCAGGCUGGCAGAAGAGGAGAAACGCCUGCAGCAGCAGCUCAGGGCCAACCUGGAGGCCUACUCAGACCACAUCUGGGCGCUGAAAGACCUCAGACGGGAGGUGGCGGAGCGGAGCGUGAUGUCCGAGGAGAUGGUGCUGAGGGGGGUGAGGGGCCUGCAGCAGCGCUGGGCAGGCCUGCAGCCCCUGGCCGUGCAGCCCCUGCACUUAAGGCCAGCGGCCUACAGCCUCCCUCCUCUGUGCUCGGCGCUCAGCAGCAUCAUCCGGAGAUUCCGAGAGAGCAUCAGCCUGGACCCCCACACAGCCCAUCCCAGCCUGCGUGUGUCUAAAGAUAAAAAGUCUGUGACCUGGGUGAGGAAAAAUCUCAACCGUGCUUGA
This is a messenger RNA of Sorex fumeus (smoky shrew), 975 nucleotides long. RefSeq names its product tripartite motif-containing protein 75-like. NCBI's taxonomy places the organism in Eukaryota, Metazoa, Chordata, Mammalia, Eulipotyphla, Soricidae. Bases 1 to 975 code for a protein of 324 amino acids. The transcript has a single exon. The record is from RefSeq and is a predicted model, not a curated record.